AUGAAUCCCAUCCGCCCCACCCAAUCCGUCCGCACCCUGAGCGAGUCCUCCACUCUAGCCGAAACGCCCUCCGCGCCCACCUCUCCCGAUGUGGCAGCAGCGCCAACGUCCUACUUCGCCACGCGCCGCGUCUCCUCGCCGACCGAACAGUCCUUCUUCGGCGCCAUCGCAGAAAAAGUCCGCGGUCGCUCCCGGAGCCGCUCUCGCAGCCGGAUCCGACGCGACCGCUCGCGCUCCCCGCUUCCUCCCACGCAAAUCGAUGCCACCGACUCGGCGUCUACGUUGGUCGCGAAUGGUUAUGUGCAUGAGCAGAGUGCCGCGACGCGGCAGCAGCAAAGGCAGGCGUCUGGCUCCAAUCAGCCGGGUCUAAGCCAAAGGCAGACGAGCUUUGGGAGCAGGACUGAGAGCGAGAGGUAUUAUUACGGCAGACACAGCAACGACUGGUUGUUUGGGGGCAUCAGUGUCACGGCUACGGUUAAGGGGCUGGUGAGCAAGAAGGAGCCUGGGUCAUAG
Coniosporium apollinis CBS 100218 is the source of this 513-nucleotide messenger RNA. RefSeq lists its product as uncharacterized. NCBI's taxonomy places the organism in Eukaryota, Fungi, Ascomycota, Dothideomycetes. Bases 1 to 513 code for a protein of 170 amino acids. The record is from RefSeq and is a predicted model, not a curated record. The transcript has a single exon.